Molecule: messenger RNA, 3022 nt
Organism: Pipistrellus kuhlii (Kuhl's pipistrelle)
Lineage: Eukaryota; Metazoa; Chordata; Mammalia; Chiroptera; Vespertilionidae
Gene: MAP9
Product: microtubule associated protein 9
Exons: 14
Coding region: 212-2152 (646 amino acids)
Biological process (GO): mitotic cytokinesis; regulation of mitotic cytokinesis; mitotic spindle assembly
Cellular component (GO): astral microtubule
Molecular function (GO): microtubule binding
Source: RefSeq, a predicted model, not a curated record
GGCCCCGCCCCCUCGCUCAUUCCAGUUCCCAGCCUCGGAGGCGCCAGGCCCGGGCCCUGGGAGGAGGCUCCUCCCCGAGGCCAGGCGCUGGGACCUGGGUUCCCGGAGAGUCCUCGGCAGGAGCGGCCACCAUCAGAAGUUGAAUUAUUACUGUUGUUUAUUAAACAUUUUAUAAAGGUAACAGGAGAAAACAAAGAGAAUCCCAUACACUAUGUCUGGUGAAGUUUUUAGCACAACUUUGGCAUAUACAAAGAGUCCAAAAGUCACCAAAAGGACUACUUUUCAGGAUGAGCUAAUAAAAGCAAUUACAGCUCGCUCAGCCAGACAAAGGAGCUCUGAAUACUCAGAUGACUUUGAUAGUGAUGAGAUUGUUUCCUCAGGUGAUUAUUCUGACACCUCCAUAGAUGAAAAUUCACUGAAGAAAACAAUGAAUGAUUUCCAGAUAUCAGAUGAUGAAGAAAAUAAUUCUCCUAAACUGUCCUUUUUGAAAACUAAGAAAUCAAAUAGUGACCCAAUGACAGAGGAGUCAAGCCUCUCUAAUAAAAGAGACGAGGAAAUGGCGCCUGGGAACUGUGAAGACAGGGUUGCAAAUUUCUUAUCUGAGUCUCAAAAUGAAGACCAGGAAACUGAAAAAGAGAAACUUCAAAUGAAACCUAAACCCAGAAUUCUUUCACUCAAAAACACAUCUUCAGCAGAAAACAGCAGCAGCCUUAAAGCAGAAAACCACUUCACACCUUCACCUCGGCCAAGGAGCAUGUUGAAAAAGCACAGGCUCCAGGAAGAAAAAGAUGGACUAGGAGAAGAGAAAGAAGCUGCCCUCCGGGAAGAAUUAGAGGCACAUCCUGCACCUCCAUCCCUCCCAGAGCCGAAUGACAGCCAGCCAGAAGCUGAGGAAAAAACAUUCUCUGAAGACCUUGAUCCUGAGCAGGAUCCAUGGUUAACAAGUUUAUCAUCAUCAUCCCUUAAAGAAAGUUUUGGAGAUUUCCUUUCACCAGUAUCUGGGGAAAAAACAUCUAUAAAAGAUCAGAAUGAAGAAUUCACCGAAAAUCAUCAUUCCUUGAAAUCAGACAAAAAUGAAGAUAAUUCACUUUUGAUAGACUUUGUUACUUCUGCACUUGAGAAAUCCAAAAAAGGGCAAGUGACUUCUGAUGACCUUGAAGAAAACAAGGAGAAAGCUAAGUUGGUAAUGAGUGAGGACUUAACAGUUGACCCACCACUAUCUCAGCAGAAUUUAAGAUCUUCCAGUGCAAUUGAAUCUGCAAAGAAAACACCUGAAGAUGGAAAUAAGAAGAGUAAACAGUCAGCAAAUAAUAGAGCAUCCAGUGCCUCUGGCAGAUUAAUGACCUCUGAAUUUUUAAAGAAUUCUAGUUCUAUAAGAACUCCAUUGAAAACCACCUCUUCUCACUACUUAGGGACUUUGAAAGUCUUGGAUCAAAAGUCCUCACACAAACAGAACAAAGAACCUAACAAAGCAGAUAACAUAAGAGCAGCUGUUUAUCAGGAAUGGUUAGAGAAGAAAAAUUUAAAAAUACAUGAAAAGCACAGAAUUAAAAGGAUUGAAAGUGAAAAUUCAAAGAUCGAAAAUGAGCAGAAAAGAGCUGCUAAGAGAGAAGAAGCCUUAGCAUCAUUUGAGGCCUGGAAGGCUAUGAAGGAAAAGGAAGCUAAGAAAAUAGCUGCAAAAAAAAGGCUUGAGGACAAAAACAAGAAAAAAACUGAAGAAGAAAGUGCUGUGAGAAAAGAAGCACAACAUGCUUUUGAAAGAUGGAAGGAAAAAAAGAUGGAAUAUCUUAAAGAGAAAAAUAAAAAGGAAAAAGAAUAUGAAAGAGCAAAGAAACAGAAGGAGGAGGAAACUAUUGCUGAGAAAAAGAAAGACAACCAAACUGCUGUGGAAAAAUGGAAUGAAAAAAAGGAAGCUUUUUUCAAAGAAAAGGGAAAAGAGAAAAUCAGUGAGAAAAGGAAAGAAGAACUGAAAAGAGCUGAGAAAAGAGAUAAAGAUAAACAAGCUAUUGAUGAAUAUGAAAAAUGGCUGGAAAAGAAAGAAAGGCAGGAAAGAAUGGAACGAAAAGUAAAGAAACGUCACUCCUUUCUUGAAAAGGAGGCACUUCCUCCAUGGAGUCCUCCAAGCAGAACUGUGUUCUCAAAAGUGAUUUGAUAAUUCUACUUCUUACAGUAUUUAGUUAUUAAUUCAGUAAUGUUAGCGAUAGGUUUAAAAUUAUGUAUCCAGUUAUUUAUAGUUAGAAUAGUUUAUUUUAAAUUAAAUGCCAGCUGCUUCUGCUGGUCAUAAAAAGUAUGCUUUGGGGCUUAACCAGUGAAAACAUUGAAAGUGGUUUUUGAACUACAGAUAAACUGCCUCAAAUGAAAAGCUCUAAUCAUCAGAAUGCUCUUCCUUUUAAAAUACCCUUUAUCAUGUCUUGAGGAUUCUGACAGUCAGGUGAUCAGUGAUCGCUUUCACUGUGCCGUUUAUGUUAUUUAAGUAUGUUUGUUCCCAAUAGGAAAAAGGAAACCAUCUAGAAACAAUAAUUAUGGAAAUAAUUGAAUUUAUAUAUGAUUGUACAUCUAGAUUCAUGUUUUUAAAUGAACGGUUGCUGGGAAGUAUUAUUUCUUCUAAAUUGAUCUUUAGCUCAAAGCAGUUUCAUUUGCACUUUGUAAGCUAGAGUUUUGGUCAACUGAGGAGUAAUUCAGUAAUUUGGUCAACUGAGGAGUAGUUAAGUAGAAUGCUAAUUAUUGAAACAUUUUAAGAAUUCUGCCUUUUGUUUUAAUAUGAAUGAACUUUACCUAUUCUAGGCUUAUGUGACAAUCACAGGCACUUUGUUAUGAGCAGACCUCUGAAAUUUGUCUUUUUAAAUUUCAUGUUGCUUUAUUGUUUCAGUGAUACCAAAAAGAUAUCUAUUCCAUGGUAGUGAUAUACUUAAACAUUAGUUAUAGAAAUUCUGCACGGGGUUGAGGGGGAGAGGGGGGGAGUCCCUCAGCUGACCUGCACCCUUUCCAAUCCGGGAGUCCUCAGGGGAUGUCCAACUGUCAG